AAGUUUCACUUUAUUCUCGCCCUUUCUCCAUCAAAUAAAGACAAAAUUUUGGAAGGAAACUUAUCACAACUCGCUCACUCCCUCUCUCCAGACAACACAAACAGAAGCGCGGAGAGAGAGAGAGAGCCAAUUUCGCUAGAAAUGGUAAGGAUAAUUUCUAUGGCGUCCUCAAUCAGACCUCUAUCCUCUUUCAGGUUCUCUUCUUCUUCCUCGCGUUUUGGUCUACCUCUCGCCUCGUUUAAUCCUUCUCCGAAGCUCGUUUUCUCUCAUCUAGCUAGUGCUGUCCCGCAGUCACAGUUUUUUGGUUUGAAGACUUCUAAACACUUGAGAGGAGAUGUUAAUGGCGUAGGGGUGGUAUCAGCUGGGAAUAUGGCACAGGCAAGCACAAGUGCUUCUCAAGAAAAUUCCCUAGAAUGGGUUAAGAAAGACAAAAGAAGAUUGCUCCAUGUUGUUUAUCGUGUUGGGGAUUUGGAUAAGACGAUAAAAUUCUAUACUGAGUGCUUGGGGAUGAAGUUGCUGCGAAAACGUGAUAUACCGGAGGAGAGAUAUACAAAUGCCUUUCUUGGCUAUGGGCCUGAAGAUUCUCACUUUGUUAUUGAACUUACUUACAAUUAUGGAGUUGACAAGUAUGAUAUUGGUACUGGAUUUGGCCAUUUUGGAAUUGCAGUUGAGGAUGUUGCCAAGACUGUGGAACUCAUAAAGGCCAAGGGUGGCAAAGUAACCCGAGAACCUGGUCCUGUCAAAGGUGGCAGUACAGUAAUUGCAUUUAUUGAAGAUCCUGAUGGUUAUAAAUUUGAACUGCUGGAAAGGGGGCCUACACCUGAACCCUUGUGUCAAGUGAUGCUUCGUGUUGGUGAUCUUGAUCGUUCCAUAAAUUUUUAUGAGAAGGCCUUUGGCAUGGAGCUGCUUCGAAAACGUGAUAUUCCAGAAUACAAGUAUACAAUAGCAAUUAUGGGCUAUGGUCCUGAAGAUAAAAAUGCGGUGCUUGAAUUGACAUACAACUAUGGGGUUACUGAAUACGACAAAGGAAAUGCUUAUGCCCAGAUUGCAAUAGGCACAGAUGAUGUAUAUAAAACUGCAGAAGCAAUUAAGCUCUUUGGUGGUAAAAUCACACGGGAACCUGGCCCUUUACCUGGUAUCAAUACCAAGAUUACUGCAUGCUUGGAUCCUGAUGGUUGGAAAUCGGUUUUUGUUGAUAAUGUUGAUUUCCUCAAGGAAUUGGAGUGAGUUUUAGGGGCAUCAUCGUACCAGGCUUGUGACAGUGAAAUCUAAAUCAGAGUCAAAGCAAAACUUUGAAGAGGUGCCCAUGAUUCCCAAUUUGUUGAUAUGUAUGUUUUGCAGUGAUAAUUGCAAUAAACAUCCUCGCAGUUAGCUUUGGAGCAGUGGAGGAUUUGUGAGAUAUUUAUUUACCUGUUUAAUAUGAUUCUUUAUAUAAGUUAUGCUUGGAAGAAGCUAAUUAUAAGCGUACAGAAUGACACCAAAAAAUGUGAUGUUUUCUUAGGAAUCUGUUUCCAAAUUCUUGUGUCUUUAAUUUUAGUAGUAAAAUUCUUGAUCCAAAGAUUGUUGUCUUUA
Molecule: messenger RNA, 1572 nt
Organism: Mangifera indica (mango)
Lineage: Eukaryota; Viridiplantae; Streptophyta; Magnoliopsida; Sapindales; Anacardiaceae
Product: probable lactoylglutathione lyase, chloroplastic
Exons: 9
Coding region: 142-1227 (361 amino acids)
Cellular component (GO): cytoplasm
Molecular function (GO): metal ion binding; lactoylglutathione lyase activity
Source: RefSeq, a predicted model, not a curated record